Molecule: messenger RNA, 2160 nt
Organism: Drosophila teissieri
Lineage: Eukaryota; Metazoa; Arthropoda; Insecta; Diptera; Drosophilidae
Gene: krz
Product: beta-arrestin-1
Exons: 2
Coding region: 184-1599 (471 amino acids)
Biological process (GO): signal transduction; G protein-coupled receptor internalization
Cellular component (GO): cytoplasm
Molecular function (GO): G protein-coupled receptor binding
Source: RefSeq, a predicted model, not a curated record
CUGUCGAGCAGUGCUGGUAAAUGGCGGAACAAGUAUACACAUAAAAAAUUAAAUUGCAGCACAGCACCCGCAACGCACACAUAUAUUUAUUUAACGGAGUUCUCAAAAAACAAGGAGCGGUGUGUGCGAAAAGCAAUUAAGCAGAAACACCAGCGGAAUUAGUAGCACAACCGUCAAAUAACGAUGAACGGGGGUGGUGGAGGAUGUGGAGGAGCAAAUGGGAGCAAUGGCUCCAGCACCAAUGUGACAGCUGCCGGGAGCACUGCAGGCGGAAGCGCAGGCGACGAGACUGGUGGAGAUGCCAGCUCCAGACGCCAGGCGACACGGGUGUUUAAAAAGAGCUCCUCCAACGGCAAAAUAACGGUUUACCUUGGUAAACGGGACUUCGUCGACCAUGUCACGCACGUGGAUCCCAUUGAUGGCGUUGUGUUCAUUGAUCCAGAGUACGUAAAGGACCGAAAGGUUUUUGGCCAGGUGCUUGCCGCCUUUCGUUACGGACGCGAAGACCUGGAUGUUUUGGGAUUGACAUUCCGUAAGGACCUGUAUCUGGCGCAUGAGCAGAUCUAUCCGCCCAUGCAGCUGGACCGUCCGAUGACCCGGCUUCAGGAGAGGUUGAUUAAAAAGCUGGGACCGAACGCCCAUCCGUUUUAUUUUGAGGUUCCGCCCUAUUGCCCAGCCUCCGUGUCCUUGCAGCCGGCUCCUGGAGAUGUGGGAAAGUCUUGCGGAGUGGACUACGAGCUAAAGGCCUUUGUGGGUGAGAACGUGGAGGACAAGCCCCACAAGCGGAACUCGGUGCGUCUGACUAUUCGCAAAGUCAUGUACGCGCCCUCCAAAGUCGGUGAGCAGCCAUCAAUCGAAGUAAGCAAGGAGUUUAUGAUGAAGCCAAACAAGAUCCAUUUGGAAGCUACUUUGGACAAGGAGCUAUACCACCAUGGCGAAAAAAUAUCGGUUAACGUUCAUGUGGCCAACAACUCAAAUCGGACGGUAAAAAAGAUUAAGGUAUGUGUCCGGCAGUUUGCGGAUAUUUGCCUCUUUUCGACGGCGCAAUAUAAAUCUGUUGUGGCCGAAAUCGAGUCAGAAGACGGAUGUCAAGUGGCUCCGGGAUUUACUCUGUCGAAGGUAUUUGAGUUGUGCCCACUGUUGGCAAAUAAUAAGGAUAAAUGGGGCCUUGCUUUGGACGGGCAGCUUAAGCAUGAAGACACCAACUUGGCGUCUAGCACACUCAUUACCAAUCCUGCCCAGCGAGAGAGUCUUGGUAUUAUGGUGCACUACAAGGUGAAGGUGAAGUUGCUGAUUAGCUCGCCCCUGCUAAAUGGUGACCUUGUGGCUGAGCUGCCAUUCACACUAAUGCACCCCAAGCCCGAGGAGGAAGAGCAUCCGCUGUUGGGGGAGCGAUCGCCACGUGCUAGUUUAGCAGGCGGGGGUCUGCCGUUAGUGAGCAUGAGUGAUGUUGGAGAAAAUGAAUCGGCGACUGGCGGGCAGGAUGUGCCAACCACAACAAAUCUCAUCCAGCUGGACGACGACGAGGCACAAGAUGACGACAUAAUUUUUGAGGACUUUGCCCGCCUGCGCUUAAAAGGCGCUGAAACAGAGGCCUAGAUAAAAAGGAAAAGAACGAACUAUUAAUUGAUAUGAAGAAAAUACUACCAUAAUUUUCGGCAUUUGUAUAAUAUAAAAAACUAUGAAAAAAAUUGCACACCCGUUAAAUGUAAAGUUUUAUACCAAUAGCCAUGGUCAACGGUUGGAUGUAAGCUAUUUUAUAUGUGUAGGCAAUAUGUUCUAGUAUCUAUAGGGCUUAAGCUGAAAGUGUACGAAUUUUUAAUGUGAAAUUGUUUCACCAAUCAACAAAGAAAAUCUACACAAAAUGCACGUGCAUAAGUUAACUAUAUUUCGGCCACACUUGUAAAAGUUGAAAGAAUGCACAAAAUCCACAAAUUUGUAUUCGAUAUGUAAAUGUUGUAUAAUAUUAUUUCUUAUUAAAAGCCGAAUCCCAUGAUAAAAACGCGAAAACAAAAAUUCAUUUACAAAAAGAAUUCUAAUAAUGUUUACGCCUUUCCUCUUUUGGGACACAGUUAUUGCCUUGCAAUACAUUGAUAAUUUUAAUGCAACUAAUGAGGUUUUUGUUAUGAAAUAAAAUGGUUGAUAGAUUUUAACGGAAAA